Molecule: messenger RNA, 4205 nt
Organism: Lates calcarifer (barramundi perch)
Lineage: Eukaryota; Metazoa; Chordata; Actinopteri; Centropomidae
Gene: peds1a
Exons: 6
Coding region: 393-1244 (283 amino acids)
Source: RefSeq, a predicted model, not a curated record
GAAAUAAAGUUUGUGUGUCAAAAUCUGUACAAUAGAAGCCAUAGUACAAAAACUUCCGCACUCUGUAUGUAGAGACUGUGCAAGUUACUCGUCCACGUUUGUAAAGUGUGACAGCUCAUCACAUGAGCGGCUGCGGUUUAAACCCUGUAAAAUAGGUCUGUGUGUCAGCGCAGCUCCGUCCGUGUAUUUCCGGGUGGUACGGGGCUGCUCCGGUACAUCCCAGCUAGCAUCAGUUGGUCCAGCCUCCCUCCCCCCAUACAGCCUCAACAACCGCCACCGGAGACCGGGACACAAACAAAACCGACCAGUUAUUGACCGAGACAGAUCUAUAAUUGAUGUCUUAUAGCUGAAAGCCAACGCGGGGGCACCAGGGCGGGCAGCGGACAGGAGUUAUGGCGGCGUCGCUUCUCUCCGAGACCGACAUCAGGCACCGGUCCAUGGCGGAGGAGGAUCCGAACGGGAAUGAGCAUGGGGCGGCUGCACGCAGCGCGGCGCCUCGCUGGGGACCGCAGCACGCCGGGGCUCGACAGCUGGCAAGGCUCUACUCUCCCGGUAAGCGGCUCCAGGAGUGGGUGUGUGUGAUUCUGUGCCUCUUCCUUUUCAUCAUCAACUUCUCCUUCCUCCUUCUGCACUUCUCCACCGUUCACAUCUACAAGAUCGUCCUCGGCAUCGUCCUAGGAAUAGUGACUGCAGACUUUGCAUCAGGGAUGGUGCACUGGGGGGCGGACACCUGGGGAUCUGUGGACAUCCCUGUUAUUGGCAAGGCAUUUAUUCGACCAUUCAGGGAGCACCACAUCGAUCCAACAGCCAUCACUCGCCACGACUUCAUCGAAACCAAUGGUGACAACUGUAUGAUCCCCAUCCUACCACUGGCUCACAUGGCCUACAAGUUCCUCACAUAUACAGCAGAGGCCUUGGCGGCGUCCUAUCCCUGGGACUGCUACGUCUUUGCCCUGGCAGUUUUCGUAACGCUGACCAAUCAGAUUCAUAAGUGGAGUCACUCCUACUUUGGUCUCCCACGCUGGGUCAUGCUGCUCCAGGACUGGCAUCUGGUGUUGCCACGGAAACACCACCGCAUCCAUCACGUCUCGCCGCACGAAACAUACUACUGCAUUACUACAGGUUGGUGUAACUACCCACUGGAUCAGCUGGGCUUUUGGAGACGGAUGGAGCAAUUGAUCGAAUGCCUGACAGGGCAGAAACCUCGGUCAGAUGACCUGGCAUGGGCCAAGAAGACCGACUGAUAAACACACAAAUACACACAAGGAUGGAUGGAGGAAUGGUCUUGUAGAUGGAUGGAUUGAGGGGAAACACACACACACAUACACUCACUUACAAUUUACUCAUGUCUCUGUGCUUCUUGCUUUUUUGCUAAAGAGCAAACAUUCUAGGAAACCGUGUUUGCAAAAAAAAAAAAAAAAAUUAAAAAAAAAAAAAUCAAAGAUUGAUUGCUGUAUGUGCUGGAGUCUGUAGUUUAACAAGCUUUGAACGCAGGAAGGUAAAAACAUUAUUAGACGAGAACGCUCUGCUGUAACAGCCAAUCAGCUUUGUAGGCCUGUUUAACCAAUGAGGUGUGGUGGUGUGUAGGUGUAGGAGGUUUCUGGAGGUUGGGCUCUCCAGGAGUGACACCACACACACAUACACACAUACACACACACCUGUGCACAAUAACACAGAAACAAGUUUGGAAAUCAAAUGUUCUGUCAUUUCUUCUUGUCUGUUAUUUUUUUAAGUGUUAAGGUUGUUUUUUGAAAGUCCUUUCAAGAAACAUCACCAUCCUCUUUAAACUCUCAUGGCUGCAUUUACACACAAGAAGGUGAAAAUCUGAUGAUCGUGUGCUUUAGAUUAAAGAAUUUAAAAGUCAGACCUAAUACACAGUUAAGACUCUUCUUCUGUGCCUGUGCUUCAGCUAAGACGAUCACACAGUGAGAGCCGGGCAGUGUAAGACUGGUGAGGACAGACAUGUAAAAAAAGGUUUGACAAAACACACACUGUAGCUUCUGUAAUAAAUUUCCUAGCACUGAUAUAUACACACAACAGCAGUCAAGCUGCAGAUGCAUACUUACACACUGCAUAGAUCUAAGUACAACUUUAAAUCAUGUCAUUCAGUUUUGGUUAAAUGUUGACAGCACUGUUCAACCUACGUGUGCUUUGACAAACUGUAGAACUUUUCUUAUGCAGACACUUUUCAUUGAUUGUUUAUUACUGAGAGAUGCUUUGGCAGUCCAGGUUUUUGUUACCUGAGGAAUACAGAAAUCUUCAUGUACGAACAUCAAAAGCUUCUAAAUGAGAUCAAGAAUUAAAUGGAGGUUUAAUUAGAGGCUGUAAUUCACUUGACUCCAUUAGUUUAGAAUUUUUAGCACAGGUGAUCAGUUAGCUGUAGUAAAGAAGCAAUUCCCCCCACCCCCACCCCCCACAGCUGAACCUUUGGAUGGAUAUAUUUAUAAAUAGUGAUUAAGCAAGUUGAAGCAGGUCUAAAGUAGGUGGCAGACAUGAAGACCCUGAAAGAGUCUUUGAUUUUAAGGAAUACUCUGGGAAGUAUACUUCUGAGCUUUCUUGCCAAGAGUUAGAUGAGAAGCCCGCAGCUGGUUAGCAUUAAGACUGGACAGCUAGCAUGGCUCUGUCCUAAGGUAAUACAGUCCAACUACCAGCACCUCUAAAGCUCACUAAUAAAUACUUUUUGUUUAGUUCCAAAAUCCUACGAAAACUGAAGAAUGUGUUACCUUUGGACAGAACCAAGGUAACUGUUUUCACCUGUUUCCAGACUUUGUGUGAAGCUAACUUAGCUAGCUACUGACGGUAGCUUCAUAUUUUACGUACAGACAUGAGAGUGGUUUAGAUGUUCUCCUCUGACUCUUGGCAAUAAAGGUGGAUGAAAAUUCAGAGGGUCUGGCAUGAAGUUUGGAUGACAGGUUGACGAUAUAUAUGUUCUGAAGUGGCAGGGACUUAAGCUAAACCUUCAUGGCAACAGUGACUUCUUCUUACUGUACCCCAAACACGCCUGCAGACAGAAAUCUUUCUUGGAGGAGCUCUGUUUCCUGGAGGAUGCUUGUGGCUGCCCCCAAAGACCAUAAAAUUAGUCCUACAUGUGUGUUAGCAUUAGCUUUUCACCGACAUGCUUGGACAGCUCAGGGCAGGGUUAGCUUAGCUGAUCAUUGUCUCCAAGUCCUGCUUCUUUUCACUUCACUAUACAUAGGAAAGCUUGAAAAUACUUUUUGUUACUUUUUUCUCAACAGAAAACUAUUUUGUAUCACAAAAAAUCAAACAUUUGCAGCCAUUCAUAAACAGUUGCAGUCAUUCAAAUCAUGUUAGAAAUUUCAAUCCAUGUUGUGUUCAUAUCCCAAGUCCUCUCAUAGAAAUGAAAAAGAAACCUCGUAAACUGUUUUGCAAGAUGUUAAUUGGUGCCGCAGUCUAACCCACUGUGCUGCAUAAGUGACUGCAACUGUAAAUAUUAAACACUCGACAAAAAGAAAUGUGUCACAAACUUCUAAACUUAAAUCAGAGUCAUUGAAGAAUGCAUGGCAACAUUUUUCCAUCAGUUUGUGUCGACUGAUGUGAAAGGAGGGAAAAAAGAGAGAAAAAAACAUUUUAUUGCACUAAAGAGCAAAAUUUAAUUAUUUUUCAGCAAAAAAAAAAAACAAACAAAAAACUGGACACCAAGUUGCUUAUAGAAUGCAAAUAAUGUCUUUAGUAUCUCUGGUUUUUGUUUACAUUUCAUACUGUGACACAUGCACUUUAGUUGGCUGUUACUAACUCUGUACUAGAGUCUAGCUGCUUGACUUGUAGUUUUAUUUCUAGGCUGGAAAUCCCUUCAGUCAUAGAAGGUCAAUAAUAACAGCACUUUAUUGUUUUACUAAGUAAAUGUUUGAAAAAGUUGUCCUGUAAGCACCUGUUCACUUAUGAUCACAUAUAUACAGAUAAAAUCAUGUAUCACUUGCAUGCACACACACACACACACACACACACACACACACACUAAAUCUCUUGAAUGCAGUCAUACACAAACAGACAAACAUACACACACAUGCUCUCACAUUGUGUUCUCUUGUUUUCUCUGGCUUCAUAAUUUUCUAUUUUUUUAUCAACGGAUCAAGCCUUGUAUAGUUAAAUUCUGACGUUCCAUUUUGCAGCUCAACGCUCGCUGCUCGUCUGCCUUAAUGUUUUUAUCUGCUCUUUGAUUUAAAUAAAGGUUUAUUAACUCCAAA